AUGGAGAUCUAUCUGAGUAAUCCACAAGUAUUGAGGGAGCUUCUCAAUAAAUUACCCACUCAUUUGAAGUACAAUUGGGCAGUCCAUCUGUCUGGAAUGAAUAAUAUUGGAAUGCCUACUUUGGAUAUAUUUUCUUCGUGGAUCCAACAUCAAGCUAAAAUUCUGAGUAUAUUUUUACAACCCGCCAAAGCAGAUGACAGGAGACGACAAGAAAACUUCAGCCCCAAAGAACUAAGAAACUCCAACAAUAGACAUGUUCUUAUGCAAGUAACACCAAAAUGCCAAAUUUGUAGUCAAAAUCAUCAAACUUCAAAAUGUAGAGAGAUUUUAGAAAGAAGUAUCGACAGUCGAUGGGAAUUGAUUACAAAGAAGAAGUUGUGUUUCUCUUGUUUUGGACGACACCAAAUUAAAUCUUGUAAGAGGAGGACAAAAUGUGGAAUUAACAAUUGCACAAAAUUCCAUCAUCAUGUUUUACAUAAACAAGAUUCAGAAGCACAAAUCGAGGGUCCGAAUAGCCAACCAUCAUUUUGUUCAACGACUCCUGAGAAAGUUUUGCUUCGGAUUUGUCCAGUUGUUUUAUCCGGAGAGAAAAAUUCAAUCGAAACAUAUGCCUUGCUUGACGACGGGUCUACUGUUUCCCUAAUCGAAGACAACCUUGCAGAAUAUCUGGGAUUAAAUGGAAAGGAAGAUCCAUUGAACAUUUGCUGGACCAAUUCAACAAGUCAUAAAGAUCAAAAUUCUCGUCGAGUGAAACUGAAAAUAAGGGGGCUUUACGAAAACGAAGAAUAUGAAAUCGAUGACGUUCGAACUAUGACUGGUUUCAGUCUGCCAAGCCAGAAUUUCGAUUUCUCGAAGAUGAAAAAUGAAUGGUCUCAUCUGUCUAUUUGUCCGCAAAACUUAUUUUUCAAGAACGACGUUAGGCCAACUAUUUUAUUGGGACAAGAUAACUACCAUCUCAUAAUGCCUAGAAAGAUUUAUGAAGGUCCACCAAAUUCACCAAUUUUAAGCUGGACUAAACUUGGAUGGAUUGUUCACGGAAAAUUUAGAUGCAAAAAGGAUAUUCUCGACAAUUCAAAUUUCAAUUUCUUUUGUUAUCAAGAAUCUGAAGAUGAUUUACAUCGGUUGGUCAAAGAUUCAUUUAAGCUUGAUAACUAUGGAAUUACAAAGCCGAAUUACGAAACUUCAUUAUCACCGAAGGAGGAAAAGGCACUAAAAAUUUUAGAAGAAACAACUGCCUCUACAGGAGAACGUUAUGAAUCUGGACUUUUAUGGGCCACAGAAAACUUCAGAUUUCCUCCCAGUUAUAAAAACGCUCUAAGUCGACUUCAUGGAAUAGAACGUAAAUUAGAUCGAGACCCAAUAUUAGCGGAAGAAUACUGUCGAAAAAUAGAUGAAUAUUCAAACAAAAAUUACGUCAAGAAAUUAAGUGUAGAAGAGGCAGCCCAAACACACAAUAGAACUUAUUAUUUGCCACACUUUGGAGUGCGCAAUCCAAAUAAACCUGGAAAAUUGCGUUUAGUGUUCGAUGCUGCAGCAAAAAGUCAUGGAGUAUCCUUGAACGAUGCUUUACUAACUGGACCCGAUCUCUUGAAUUCACUACCAGCGGUCCUCAUGAAAUUUAGACAGCAUGCCAUCGCCUUUGUUGGAGACAUAAAAGAAAUGUUUCAUCAAAUUAACAUAAAAACAGAAGAUGUCGAUUCUCAAAGAUUUCUUUGGCGUGGAAUGGAGAGGCAUAGAAAACCAGACACCUACAUCAUGAAAGCAAUGACUUUUGGAGCAACUUGUUCACCAUCGACUGCCCUUCAUGUGGUGAAAUUGAAUUCCAGAAGAUUUGAAGAUCAAUAUCCUGAAGCUAGUAAAGCAAUUUGUACCAAGGAAUAUAUGGACGACCAUUUAGACUGCUGUGAAACAAUUGAUAGUGCUAUUAACAGAAUUCAGCAAGUAAUUGAAAUUCAUAAAGCAGGUGGAUUUGUUAUAUGUAAUUGGAUCAGUAAUUCGAAAGAAGUUUUAGACAAUAUCCCUGAAGAUCUCAAAGCCCACAGUGACAAACAGUUGAAUUCAGAUGAUGGCCUCGCUACAGAGAGGAUUUUAGGAAUGUGGUGGGACGCGAAAACAGAUACGUUUAUUUUUCGAGUUAAUGAAUCAAAAUUUGAAAAUAUCCAUUUAAAAAGUCCAACGAAGAGAGAGAUAUUGAGAGUUGUGAUGAGUAUCUUCGACCCACUAGGACUUGUAUCACCAAUAUUAGUGGCUGGCAGAAUUUUCUUACAGAAUAUUUGGCGUUCGAAUAUUACCUGUGAUGAACGUCUACCAAGAGAUCUUCAAGCAAAAUGGGAAAUCUGGCUCAAUUUACUAAAUAAUGUGAAGACGUUCAAAAUUUCAAGGUGUUAUUUACCACUCUCAAGCAGUUAUGGAUCUACGGAACUCCACAUAUUCGUUGAUGCCAGUGAAGAAGCCUAUUCAGCAGCAGUCUAUUUGAGAAACGAAAAUGGUCCAAUAAUCUCAGUUUCCCUAAUUAUAUCGAAAAAUCGCGUUGCCCCCCUGAAAGGAGUAAAAGGAGUUUCAAUACCACGUCUGGAACUUCAGGCAGCUGUGCUUGGAUCUCGGCUUGCUGAAACAGUUCAAAAUUCCCUGGAAGUAGAAAUAAAAGGAAGAAUGUUUUGGUCUGAUUCCCAGUCUGUUCUUCAUUGGAUAAAAUCCGACUCCAAAAAAUAUAAACAAUUUGUAGCGAACAGAAUCACGGAAAUCCAUGAUCUCACAAGACCCGAAGAGUGGAAAUGGAUAUCCACUGACUUGAAUCCUGCCGACCUAGCGACUCGUUUCUGCAAGAAAAAAUUUCUAACAUUGAAUUCAUUAUGGUUAGAAGGUCCACCAUUCUUGAAAAACUGUAAAUCCGAAUGGCCAGACCAACCUCCUAUAUUUUUGAAUCAUAAGUCUGAUUUAGAACUGAAGAAGGAGUACGUGACUGUUCAUAUGGAGAAGGAAAAUAGCAUCUGGAUUAUUCCGAAUUCAUAUAUUAACAGAUUUUCAUCCUGGUUGAAAUAUCUUAGAUGCACUGCUUGGAUUAUUCGUUUCACAAGGAACUUGAAAAGUCAUAAAAAAAUUCGAAAUACACUGAAUAGAUCAUUGGAUGUGCCUGAACUCACCUUAGAAGAAAUUGAAGAGGCAGAAAAAAUGACUCUAAUUGCAAUACAGUUUACCCUAUUUCCAGAAGAAGUGAAGCACCUGCAGAGUAAAAAAGCCUUGAAAAAAUCAAGCAAACUGUUUCCAUUGUCACCUUUCCUUGAUGAAGAUGGAAUAAUUAAGAUGAGGAGUCGUUUGGAAGCAUCUUCUGAAAUUGACGGAAUGACGAAAUUUCCUGUAAUCCUAGAUGAUUGUAAAGCAGUAAGAUUGUUGGUACAACAUGUGCAUAAACGAUUUUUACAUCAAGGAACAGAAUCUGUUAUAAUGGAACUAAGAAAAAAAUUUUGGAUUUUUAAGAUUAAAUCAAUUGUCAAGAAAGUAAAAAAUACUUGUCUUUGGUGUAAGAGACGAGAUUCCAAACCUGAAGUGCCAGAAAUGGGACCAUUACCCCAGUGUAGAGUGAAGAGACAAUUCUCAGAAAAAUUCGUUUCCUGCCAAAUUUGA
Messenger RNA from Coccinella septempunctata (seven-spotted ladybird), 3624 nucleotides. RefSeq lists its product as uncharacterized. The transcript has a single exon. The record is from RefSeq and is a predicted model, not a curated record. NCBI's taxonomy places the organism in Eukaryota, Metazoa, Arthropoda, Insecta, Coleoptera, Coccinellidae. Bases 1 to 3624 code for a protein of 1207 amino acids.